Nymphaea colorata (pocket water lily) is the source of this 3622-nucleotide messenger RNA. Its product is annotated as RINT1-like protein MAG2. Lineage: Eukaryota; Viridiplantae; Streptophyta; Magnoliopsida; Nymphaeales; Nymphaeaceae. Gene Ontology annotation, cellular component: Dsl1/NZR complex. The transcript has 4 exons. The record is from RefSeq and is a predicted model, not a curated record. Gene Ontology annotation, biological process: endoplasmic reticulum to Golgi vesicle-mediated transport; regulation of ER to Golgi vesicle-mediated transport; retrograde vesicle-mediated transport, Golgi to endoplasmic reticulum. The coding region runs from base 169 to 2640 and encodes 823 amino acids.
GGAACCUUCAAAAUUUUUCGUAGUUUAUGCCUUCAAAAAUAGGAAUAAGGAACAAAGAUUCCAGGGUUUUGUGGUUUCCUCUUCGAUCUUGAGGGUUCUCGACCCUUUGUAGGGAGACGGAGAAAGUGUUCGGCACUUCUCUUCCAACUGUCUCGAUUGAGACGAAGGAUGUUGGGUAAACCUAUGAUACAAAUGGAAGAUGGUGUCGUUCCUCUUCCUGCAGAGGUCUCCCCAGCUUCGAAGACAUUCUUGGAUUCUAAGUUCGUUAUUCAGGGUGAUCUUGCUAAGGCCUCGGCCCUGGCCAUCAGAUUGGAGAAUGACUGCUUGGGGUUUGAGCGCGACAUUCUUGAUCUGAGAAGAAAGCUAGCAGCGGCGAUAUCGUCGUGGAAUUCUCAUUCUCUUAAGUUGGGGUUACUUCUAUGCGAUGUCAACGCGAACUUGAACGAUUUUGAUGGUUGCCCAGAUGGGACGGAUGAUGCGAAGCUGGGGAGGAUCCAGAAUAUCUUAGUCGUGGAAUUACCCUUGCUUGCUGAACAGAUCAGGAGAAUUGAUGCCAUUCAGAUUUAUGCUGAGACCACCUUGAAGUUGGAAGCUCUCGUGGGAGACCUUGAAGAUACGCUACGUCUGAUCUUGACAAAAAGGUGUAUGAAUCGGAUCCCCAUGAAUCUUGCAAAUGCAGCUAGUCCAGAUGAUAUUGAUUGGAAGCUGGAAAAGUUGCAUUCAUCUGUAGAUAUUUUGUCGAAGAUAGAGGAUAUUGUAUGCCAACUUGCAGAAACAAGGCCUCAAUGGGCAAAUCUUGUCCGAGCUGUUGAUUUGAGGGUUGACAAGGUGUUGGCUGUCUUGAGGCCACAAUCUAUUGUUGAUCAUCGUGUAAUCCUUGCAGAACUAGGGUGGCCUCCUCCGCUUGUCACAACAAAUUCUGACAGGGGAAGGAACUGUGAUUUGCUUAACCCACUAGCUGUAGUGGAUGGAAUUACAAAGGAGAGGUACUCGAAAAACUUUCUUUCACUAUGUGUGUUUCAGCAGUUAACUGUGAAGCGGCAAAACCGGUUUGACAAUUCUUGCCCAAAAAGUCUCGAUCAUCGCCUCUGGACAAUUGAUGAAUUAGUCUCUCCUAUUGCUUCAAGAGCAGAACAGCACUUCUUAAAGUGGACUGAUGAACCGGACUUCAUCUUUGCUCUUGCCUACAAGAUUACUCGGGAUUUUGUUGAUGGAAUUGAGGAGCUCUUGCAGCCGCUCAUUGAUAAAGCAAGGCUGUUGGCUUUCAGUGCCAGGGAAGCAUGGAUACGGACCAUGGCAGACAUGUUCUCAAGUUACGUGAAGAAACAUAUGAUGCCUGUUCUUGCUAGCAAAUACCAAGUCGGCAGUGAGAUCAUUGAGGUGAAAACGUCAUUUCUCCACAUGAUCGAUUUGAUGAUUUCCUUUGACAAAAAAAUUCAAGCACUUCUGGACCCAAUGGUUUUAAAGCCUUUUGAAACAGCUUGGGAAAACACCGUGCCUCCUAUGUCAUUUAUAAUAUCAAUAAUGAGCAUAUUUUCUGAUCACACAGAUUGGUUCCACGUGUGGAUGGAGAUAGAAUUGAAUGAUGCUGAAGAAAAGCUGAAUACAGGGAUGAAAGAGGAGAGUGCUUGGUUGAUUAAUGUCAAACAUGGGGAUGACUUGGACAUUAAGAAAGUUUUUGAGUCACCUGAUUGCUGGACUAGGGAAGAAAACAAAACUCCAAAAAUUGCUUCGGCUGUAAUGGGUAUCAUGUGGUCCAUAAUUCAACGAUGCCAAUCUUUGCCCAUUAUGACAAUGCAGGUUCAGUUUAUUAGAUCAACUGCAUCCCAAAUCUUAUUGCAAUUUGUUGAUGUCCUGUGGCAGCAAUGUGAAGAACUUGAGAUAUCAGACGCGAUGGUUGACUGCAGUGGCUUGAUCAAGGUUGUUCAAUCUAUCAAUGCUGCUCGAUACUGUGAAACAGUAUUGGAGACAUGGUGCGAUGGCAUACAUUUCUUAGAAAUGAGAGUGGCUGAAGUUCUUCGCGAUCGACCAAAGGGCACUUCAGAUUCACAUGGUUGUAUUUUUGAGCAUGAGUUGGAUGAAUUGAAGACGUUUGAGACCGAAUGGCUGGCUGAGAUAAUGGCAUUUCUUCUUCGCCAAUUUGACUACUUGAGCUGUGGCUAUUUUCGAAGAAAAGACCAAUGGGAGCAUGUGGAGGAAACAGAUGAUACUGAUCAAGUCUCAACUUUAUCUGCAGCUUUUCUUGCUACGCUUGACGCCCUUCAAAUGGGGCUUGCCUAUUUCUGCACGAACUUAAACUUGAAAGACUUCGUUGAUCUCUGGCGAAGCGUUGCCAAUGGGUUGGACCAUUUUAUAUUUAGCAACAUUCCUCUCGGCAAUGUGAAAUUCUCCAGCCUUGGAGUAAAGCAGUUUGGUGUAGACAUGAAAGCAUUAUUUUGCAUUUUUAAGCCUUAUUGUGAUCGCCCUGAGGCAUUCUUUCCAUGCACAAACGAUUCUAUCCGGCUGCUAUCUAUGCUGGAACAAGAAGCAAAACAUAUAGAAGUUCUGGCUGACAGAGAAAAGCGAGAAUAUCUGCGAAGCCAUGGUGUAACCCACAUUUCAGCAGCACAAGCAUGUAAAAUAUUAAGGAAUAGAUAUUAGAGAACAGUUUUCCUCAGAGAGUAAAGAAAAUAUAACCUCCGCAUCUGACACAUGAAUGAUAAAUCCAGGCACGUUUCUUCUUAUCCCAUUUCCUAUUUGUUUUUUGGUAGCAUAUAUCAGCAGACUUCUCAAAAUUCCGAACCGUUACAGUCAAAAGUUAUUAUUAGGAUCUAUUAUGCUUGAUGCAGGGCAUUUUUCGUGGUGGUUGUUUCAGCAAUAGCUUUCUAGAAUUCAUCCUGCCAAAGAGAAGUUUUAUCAAUCUUCCACUUUUUAUCUGAUUUGAUGUUUGUAUGAAUAGAAAUGAUUAUUGGCUUUUCUGCAUCAAAAAUACAGGUUGCGGCCUUUUCAACUCCUGUUGCAUGUGUAUACGUAAACAGCGAACCCCCAUGGAAUGAUCUUCCAGUUACGUUGUACUGGAGCAUGAUAAUGUUUGUACACCACAAAGAAUUUUCUGAUGUGCUAUGUAAGUUUUUACUGUAACCCUGUAAUCCAAACCCCCGCUUAUUAUUUUUGCUAUUUACAGCUUCAAACCUGUAGCUAUGUCACGACGACACGCCUGGAGGGCAACACACACGUCGAAAUGGUUGGAACCUGGACAUAGGUGCUUGUGUGGGACACAGUUUGGACACGGUGAAGACUGAUGGUGACUCGUAAUGCAUGUUGCAUGGCUCCCGUUUUGCAUCUUAUGGGCAGUGCUGCUUCAAAGAUAGGAAAUUGGAUGUCGACUCGGAAUAGAAGCCAAAACGUCAUGCUCAUUCGUUGCCAUCUUGUCUGUGUUUUUGGUUCCAAAAGCCGGAUGAUUUUGGUUGGUUAGUAAAAAAUUCGUCCUUGAGUGAAGAAGCAUUGUUGCCCGGUUACACGUUCUUAGAAUCUUAGGGGUAUUUGGUCGUGUUUGUUGAACCAUCCGAAUGCUAUUCUUUAUUACGCGGCUGUGGAUGCGGUUUGGUUUAACACGAGUUUCGUGACUACGGGUUUGCAUUUU